Molecule: messenger RNA, 1134 nt
Organism: Phoenix dactylifera (date palm)
Lineage: Eukaryota; Viridiplantae; Streptophyta; Magnoliopsida; Arecales; Arecaceae
Gene: AILP1
Product: aluminum induced protein with YGL and LRDR motifs
Source: RefSeq, a predicted model, not a curated record
UAUAUAAGGCCAAAGAUCCCCCUGGCUGCCUUCCACCUCUCCAUUGUAUAGAUCUUGGUCUUCGUUUCUGAGCUUCUUGGUGGGUAGAGGGAGGGAGAGAGAGAUGUUGGGUGUGUUCAGCGGCGAGGUAGUGGAGGCGCCGGCGGAGCUGGUGGCGGCGGGGAGCAGGACGCCGUCGCCGAAGACGCGGGCGUCGGAGCUCGUGAGCCGAUUCAUCGGGAGCUCCGCGCCGGCCGUGUCGAUCCAGAUCGGCGCCGUCGGCCAGCUCGCCUACUCCCACGCCAACCAGUCUCCCUUCCGCCCGAGGUCGUUUGCAGCAAAGGAUGACAUAUUCUGCCUGUUUGAAGGAGUGCUGGAUAACCUUGGACGCUUAAAGCAGCAGUAUGGACUCUCCAAGACUGCCAAUGAGGUGGUGCUCGUCAUCGAGGCCUACAAGGCUCUCCGCGACCGGGCUCCAUAUCCACCCAGCUUCAUGCUUGCCCACCUCACUGGCAAUUUCGCCUUUGUGCUCUUUGACAAGUCGACUUCUUCAAUCCUUGUUGCUUCUGAUCCGGAUGGAAAGGUUCCUUUGUUCUGGGGGAUUACUGCAGAUGGGUACGUGGCCUUUGCUGACAAUCUGGACCUGCUCAAAGGAUCAUGCGGCAAGUCUCUCGCACCGUUCCCUCAAGGAUGUUUCUAUUCAAACAGUCUGGGAGGUUUGAAAAGCUUUGAGAACCCAAAGAACAAGGUCACUGCUAUUUUAGCAAAUGAAGAAGAGAUAUGUGGUGCAACUUUCGAGGUUGAAGGAUCUACCGUCCUCACAGCAACCCAUUAGAAGCGAGCUGCAAGUUAGUUGUGGAGCAGGGGAUAGUAUGUUGCUGUGAAGGGAUGCACAAGGCAUGAAGUUACCAUGUAUAUAAUGUUGGAAUGCCAUGAGUUUAGCUAGUCCUUUGCUUUGUGCUUGUGUCUGGAGGUUGUUCUCAUAUUGAAAAAAUCUUGGGUAGUUCUCUUUAUCAAUUUGGAAUAAUCUUGUAGGUGCAAUCUUCCUUCAUAAAUGCAUCGAGUUCAGACCUUAUGUAUGUAAAUUUUGUUAUGUUCAGGAGAAUGCUGGAAGCAACUCUUUCCGUAUCAUAUAGAAUUUAUUUUUUUUUUGCA